Molecule: messenger RNA, 2814 nt
Organism: Myripristis murdjan (pinecone soldierfish)
Lineage: Eukaryota; Metazoa; Chordata; Actinopteri; Holocentriformes; Holocentridae
Exons: 2
Coding region: 1-2814 (937 amino acids)
Biological process (GO): DNA recombination; DNA integration
Molecular function (GO): DNA binding
Source: RefSeq, a predicted model, not a curated record
AUGGCCUGGUUGGCCCUGGAGGCCGACCCGUGGGUGGUCUCCACCAUGACCCACGGGUACCGAAUUCAAUUUUUGCGCCGACCGCCAGUUACAAGAACACCCUUGUUUACAACAGUGGCCGAUCCCCACCAGGGGGACGCUCUACAGGCAGAGCUGUCCACCCUCCUGGAAAAAGGGGCCAUAAGGGAGGUGGCCUCAGGGGAUCAGCGGGCCGGUUUUUUCUCCCGCUACUUUUUGGCCCCAAAGAGGGACGGAGGACUCCGCCCAAUUCUGGACCUCAGGGGGCUGAAUCAGUAUCUCCAGCCCCUGCGUUGCCGGAUUUUGACGGUCCCCAGGGUGAGACAGGCAAUCUCUGCAGGAGAUUGGUUCGCCACUAUAGACCUGAAGGAUGCCUAUUUCCAGAUACCCAUCUGGAGGGGUCACUGGCGCUUCUUGCGGUUCGGCUUUGCCAGCAAAAUAUACGAGUUUCAGGUGCUGCCGUUCGGUCUCUCUCUGGCACCACGCACCUUCACUCGAUGUAUGGAUGCGGUCCUCUCCCCCCUGAGGCACAAGGGCAUCAGGAUCCUGAACUACCUCGACGACUGGCUGGUUUGCUCAGCCUCAGAGGAGCAAUGCCGCCAACACGUCGCCUUGCUGUCGGACCACGUUCGGAGUUUGGGUCUGCUCCUAAACUACAAGAAGAGCAGGCUCGAACCGGCCCAGGUGACCUCCUUCUUGGGUAUGGUCCUGGACUCGAGGAGCGGUACAGUCGCUCUGACCCAGGAGAGGCAGCUGGCCUUCAGGUCCUGUGUUGCCCUGUUCCAGCUGCGCGCUCUGGUCAACUGGGGUCUCUGCCUUCGCCUCAUGGGCCUAAUGGCUGCCAUGACGCAGGUAGUUCCUCUCGCCCUCUUGCACAUGCGGCCUGUACAGAGGUGUCUGCUGAGCUUGGGUCUGUGCCCUCAGAGGUCCCACAAGACCAAAGUACUGGUCUCUCGGAGGCUCCACAGAGCCCUACGGUGGUGGAAGGUCCCCGCGAACAUAGGAGCGGGCCGCGUUCUGGGUCCAGUGAUAUACCGCCAGCUGGUGUACACCGACGCAUCCCCAACAGGGUGGGGCGCGGUACACGAAGGCUGGGGGGCCAACGGUGUCUGGACCGGCCGGUGGCGGGGUCAGCACAUAAAUGUCCUGGAGCUGAGGGCGGCUCUUCUCGCUCUGCGUCAUUUCUUGCCGAGACUGAGGGGUCACCACGUGAUUGUCCGCACCGACAGCACGGUGGCGGCCGCUUAUAUCAACAGGCAGGGGGGGCUGGGCUCCCCGGCCCUGUGCAAGCUGGCUACAGUUCUCUGGCAGUGGGCCCACCCCCUCUUCCUCUCACUCAGAGCCGUGCAUGUGCCGGGGGUACUGAACACCGCGGCGGACAUCAUGUCGAGGGGGGGCCCUCAGCCGGGGGAAUGGAGGCUCCACCCAGAAGUGGUGUCCGAGAUAUGGCGCCACUUCGGCAGGGCAGAAGUCGACCUGUUCGCGUCAAGGGAGUCGUCCCAUUGCGAGCUCUUUUUCUCGCUGAGGAACGACGAUCCCCCCCUGGGCUGGGAUGCUCUGGCCCAUCCAUGGCCCAGGGUUCUGCUCUACGCCUUUCCCCCCUUCACUCUCCUCCAGCCUCUUCUUCGAAGAGUUCAGGUGGAGCAUGUGCGGGUGAUAUUGGUGGCACCCCUGUGGCCCCACAUGGCAUGGUUCUCAGCCAUUCCGCCUCUGCUGGACGGAACACCAUGGCAGCUCCCGCGCCGGAGGGACCUUCUCUCCCAGGCGAACGGAGCCCUGUUUCACCCCUUUCCAGCGGGGCUCAGGUUGGUGGCUUGGCCCCUGAGAGGGGCGGCUUAUUCGUACCGUUGGCAACUGUUUGCUGCCUGGUGUGGGUCUAACCAGGUAGACCCCUACUUAGCCUCAGCUCAGCAGAUCCUGCAGUUUUUGCAGUCUCAGCUGGAGGCCCGGAAGGCUGCGGUAACACUGCGAGGAUUGGUGGCGGCAAUCAAAGCAGUGCGAAUCGGCGAGGUUGCACUGUGUGCUGAGGACUGUGCCCUCAUUUCCCGGUUUCUCCAGGGGGCACACAGGCUCACGGUGCGGACUGCUGGUCCCGCGGUUCCCCCAUGGGACUUGGAUGUCGUCCUUGGGGCUCUCCAGAGUCCCCCCUUUGAACCCCUUAGGGGUGCUGACCUGAAGUGGCUUUCCAUUAAGACCGCCUUCCUGCUUGCUAUUACCUCAGCCAGGAGGGUGAGUGAACUACAUGCAUUGUCAGUGCAUGGUGACUGCUGCCGGUUCUCCUCGGACGGUUCCAGUGUCGUUCUGAGACCCAACCCAGCCUUCCUGCCUAAGGUCCUCACUGAGUUCCACCUGUCUCAAUCAGUUGAGCUUAGGUCUCUCUCCCCUCCUGAUGAUGGCGAGGACGUCGAGCAGGGUCAGUCCACUCUGUGCCCAGUGAGGGCCUUGACGGAGUACAUCCGGCGGACUCAGACUAUCCGGAGGUCCGAUCAGCUCUUUGUCUGUCACAACCCUGGACGUCUGGGAAGACCCUUGUCUAAAUCCAGACUGUCACACUGGGUGGUGGACGCUAUCCGUCAGGCUUACGUCCUGUCGGACGUGCCCAUUCCUUCAGGGGUCCGGGCACACUCCACUCGGGGUGUGGCUGCCUCCUGGGCCUUGUGGCGGGGGGCCUCCCUUGCCUCCAUUUGCUCUGCCGCCACAUGGUCAUCCCCGUCGACCUUUACCAGGUUCUACCGUCUGAACGUCGCUGCCAGCCCCUCCCUUGGGGAUCGGGUGCUGGGCUCAGCCCGACGGUAG